Messenger RNA from Alternaria atra, 744 nucleotides. RefSeq lists its product as uncharacterized. The transcript has 2 exons. The record is from RefSeq and is a predicted model, not a curated record. The coding region runs from base 1 to 744 and encodes 247 amino acids. NCBI's taxonomy places the organism in Eukaryota, Fungi, Ascomycota, Dothideomycetes, Pleosporales, Pleosporaceae.
AUGAGGACCGCUUUCGCACUAUCCUUUGCGGCGUUCAUCCAGCGAGCAGCUUCCACACGCAAUCCGCUCCUCCAAUGGGACCCUGAUACGGUCAAGGACUGUAUCGACUGGUACAACAACGGCGAAGGCAAAACUUGCGAAUACGUGCGCGAGCUCUACGGCAUCACUCCAGCAGAGUUUAACGAAUGGAACCCUUCAGUCGGCCUUAAUUGCAAGGGCUGGUAUUGGCAAUCCUACUGCGUCAUCACGCAAAGAAAAUUAGACAGCACCGAAACAACGACGACUUCCUUCGAAGUGACCACUACCAGCACGAGCAAAUCCCCAUCUCUCGCCCCAUCUUCUACCGCCUGGAACGCUUUGGGAUGCUACGCUCAGAACCCAAACCGCCCAAUUCUCGAGCAGAACAUGAAUCCCAACGGAGAUGCGUCUCUAAGCGUCCCAAAUUGCAAGAACAGCUGCUACCGCCGCGCCUAUCCUUUUGCGGGAGUGCAAGAAGGGAAUCAGUGUUGGUGCAGCAGCUACGUAGGCGGUGAGUGGGCGAAGAACCAGGCCGACUGCAACACUCCCUGUACUGGUAACAAAGCGGAGUUCUGUGGAGGCAAAGGCGUCAUCAACGUUUUCGAGGCAUUAGAGAACGCUGCACCAAUUAUCACGGCCAGUGUGACUAGCGCCAGUAUUGAGGCAGCUGCCACAAGCAAUAGCGCUAUCAAGAACAGGGCCUUUGUUAGGAAAUGGUGGCUCUGA